CCUUGCGUGAACCAAACACCUCAGUCCCACGUAUGCUCCUUAAUCUGUGCGUCUUUCUAGAGAAGACAUCUUGUCAUUUGUCAACGCAUUGCCUCGGAGUCGGCAGCUUGCAGGGCACGCACACGCAGCGUCGCAAAAUUUAAAAUUUCUAAUGAGCCGGUGAUGAUGCAGAAAUAACACACACACACACGGGCGCGACAGGAGGCCUCCAUGGUCAGCUACCAACCCGGCGCGACGCGCGGCGACAACAGAAAACGGUGCCCCGCCCCGAUGCUGCGUCGCAGUAAAAGCUCGCGCGUCAGUCAGACGAGUACCUCCCUCCCUCCAUCUGCGCCCCUGUGUCGCGCCGAUGGAGUACCAUAGCUGAGGCUACACACCGACAGCGGGCUUACUGAAAAGGGUCGGCCUUCCAUACCGCCCGUCCUCCUCUCCUCUCUUGCCAAACGUUGCCGGUCCCGAGCCCCAUUCCUCGCUUCGACGCCACACCAAUACUCGCUAUAAAUGCACGCACAUCCAGCCAGCCAGCCAUUGGAGGAGGUUCCAUUCCAUUCUCUUCAGCCUCGUAGCCCCACUCACUCACCGGCCCCAGCUUCCCUUCUUCUUGUUCGUCUUCUUCUUCUUGGCGGCUCAUUUGGUCUCCGUGCUGAACCAGAUGGCGAAGGCGAGGAGGCGUCGCGUGCCGGCGUUCGGGGAGUGGAACUACAACUACCACCACGACGAGCCGCAUGCGGCGGCGGCGACCGCGUGCUACGCCACGCCGGAGCCGGAGGCCUGCAGCGACGUGUGGUUCAGGUACUCGCCGCCCCCGGGCAAACCCACGCCCAAGAAGCAGGCGAGGAGGCGGCCCGAGGGCGACGUGUCCCGGGAGCGCUCGACGGCCAAAGGCGGCGACUCCAGGCGGGUGGUGCGGCCAGUCGACGGGGACCUGUACCAGGUGCCACCGCCGGAGCUCGCCCCCCACCGGGGGCCGAGGAAGACGGGGAGCAUGUGGAUGGGAUGCCUGGGCCUCAGCUCAUGCGUCGACUGAACCCAACAUGUCCUGAUGAUCGACGGGAUGCUGCGUCCUGCGUGCGUGUUCAUUGCCGGUGUUAAUUUUCCCUUUCAGUUGCAUAUACACUGCUAGUUCCGUCCCAUAAUGUAAGAACUUUUUUGACACUAUACUAGUGUCAAAAUACGUCUUACGUCAUGGGGCGGUGGAAGUAGUUCUGUUCAGUUGGUAAUAUAUGCGGUUUUAGGA
This is a messenger RNA of Aegilops tauschii subsp. strangulata, 1237 nucleotides long. RefSeq lists its product as uncharacterized. The record is from RefSeq and is a predicted model, not a curated record. NCBI's taxonomy places the organism in Eukaryota, Viridiplantae, Streptophyta, Magnoliopsida, Poales, Poaceae.